AUGAUAAAGUCCAUUCUCAAGCUGUUUGGCAAAGGCCAAGCCAAGAAGCGAGACAAUGACGCUCUCCCGGUCUUGGACCCAAGAGUGCGACCGCUCACACCAACACCAUCAAACAAAGAGAAAUUCCGCCACUCUGCUAUCCAAGCCACAGCUCAGAGUCCCUUCUUCCAAAAGCUUCCACCCGAGAUCCGAACAAAGAUUCUUACCAUGGCAUUCGGCGGCCGCACUGUUCACAUGGAUCUAUGGCAGGACAAGCCUGAUGUCGAAAUACCCAAGAGUGACAACAUCAAGGUCGGUGCACUCGUCCAUGGCCGCAAGCGAGUCUAUACGACUGGACACCCAGGUUAUAAGUAUCUGAUGCGAAGUCUAAAAGAGCCGGAGCAGUGGAUCUGGCAGGGAUCCGUCUGCCACCGCAACUUGCCUGAUGAUGAACCUGGGAAGCGAUUCUGGGAGGAGCUGGAGCCGUCUGAAGACUUCUGUCGCUAUGGCGGCCUCGGGAUAACAGACGUGGGUGACAUCUGCAAAAUGUGGCAUGAGAAAGAUGGCGAAGCGAGCUGCAACAUUGGCGCCAUAGGUUGGCUGCUCAGCUGCCGGCAAGCUUACAAGGAGGGCAUCGAGGUCCUCUACGCGACCAACACCAUUCACUCGGCAAGCAAGCUCAUGCUGCUCAAUUUGGACAAACUUCUUCCCCCCCAGCGCCUGUCCAGCAUCAAGUCCUUGGAGCUCAUCUGGACUUUCGACCCGUACCUGUGUAACUCCUUGCCUAUUGAGGAGCCUUGCAGAGAUCUUGAGUCUUUUCAGAGGUUUCUCGAAGCCUUGCCGGUCUUCUUCCCACGUGUCCAGCGUCUCCACGUCGCCAUCCAAGGACAGGUCUUCCCUGUUGAGCUGAAGAGCCGUAGCUGGGAAUUCAUGGAAGAUACUUCCAAAGUCAUUGAAAUCAUCGAGAAGAAUAUGCUCACCCCUUUUGAUGAGAUGGUCCAUCGGCUCGGUCCCGGCGCUCGUGAGGUUACGUUGGCAUGCUCCUCCUACCUGUACGCCCGGCUCAGAGGAGUCGCACUCGAGAACAAUGCGGCCGUUGUUCAGCAAGUCCACCUCGGCGCCGAGAAGGAGAGGCACUGGAGAGCCCUCCCCAGCGGCAAAGGGCGCAACAACCACCUCGGCGGGUACUGGGUACAGCUUGGCCAGAGAGAUCUUGACGACGUCUAUGCCCACCUGUCCAGUUCCUUUGACUGGGAUAACCCGAUAUUCCCCGAAGAGUACAAUGUAUUUGACAUCCCAUCUUCGCUGCCUUUCGUCACUCUGGAUCGCUGA
Messenger RNA from Clonostachys byssicola, 1311 nucleotides. The record is from the annotation of a GenBank genome assembly. NCBI's taxonomy places the organism in Eukaryota, Fungi, Ascomycota, Sordariomycetes, Hypocreales, Bionectriaceae.